Molecule: messenger RNA, 3076 nt
Organism: Diceros bicornis minor
Lineage: Eukaryota; Metazoa; Chordata; Mammalia; Perissodactyla; Rhinocerotidae
Gene: L2HGDH
Product: L-2-hydroxyglutarate dehydrogenase
Exons: 9
Coding region: 351-1610 (419 amino acids)
Molecular function (GO): (S)-2-hydroxyglutarate dehydrogenase activity; (S)-2-hydroxy-acid oxidase activity
Source: RefSeq, a predicted model, not a curated record
UUCCUCCCGCGGCCCCGAGUCCGCUGCGCGGUAAAGGUCGAAGGCACGGGCCCGGCUUCGGCCAGCCCGGGGACAGGAGAGGGAAGGGCAGAGCGUCACCACCACCCCAGCCCCGCCCCGCUCGGGCCUCGCUCCCCGACUCACAGCGUCGCAGGGAGGGAGACAGCGAGCCAGCGUCUCCGCGUCGACUGCGGCGCGGCCUGCCCUUCGCCCUCCGCCGCGCGCGCCCAUUGGUCACCGGCGGCGCCCCACGUGGGUGAAGGCGCGCGUCUGAUUGGCUCCUGCGUGGGGGCGGGGCUCGAGAGCGCGGGGUCCGCAGAGUCGGGCUGACAGGGGAGGGGGCGCCGGCCAUGGUGCCCGCGCUGCGCUACCUGGGCGGGGCCUGCGGGCGGGCCCGCGGGGGCUUCCCGGGGGCCUUCUUCGCGGGGUGCGGGCCGGCGCCGGGGGGGCCCUGGCUGCUGUUCCGCGGUGGCCGCAGGGCCAGCACCAGCUCAUUUGAUGUAGUCAUUGUCGGUGGUGGAAUUGUGGGGCUUGCCUCUGCCAGAGCACUCAUCCUGCGGCAUCCAGCACUUUCCAUUGGUGUUCUGGAAAAGGAGAAAGAUUUAGCUGUUCACCAGACUGGACAUAACAGUGGUGUCAUACAUAGUGGAAUUUAUUAUAAACCUGAAUCUCUGAAAGCUAAAUUAUGUGUGCAAGGCGCAGCCCUCAUCUAUGAGUACUGUAACCAAAAGGGAAUUUCCUACAAGCAAUGUGGCAAGCUUAUAGUAGCUAUUGAACAAGAAGAAAUUCCCAGACUUCAGGCCCUAUAUGAGAGGGGCCUGCAGAAUGGUGUCCAGGGCCUGAGGCUGAUCCAGCCGGAGGAUAUAAAAAAGAAGGAGCCAUAUUGUAGGGGUCUGAUGGCUAUUGAUUGCCCGUAUACUGGCAUUGUGGACUAUCGGCAGGUGGCUUUGUCAUUUGCCCAGGAUUUCCAAGAAGCGGGUGGCUCUGUCUUGACCAGUUUUGAAGUAAAAGAUAUUGAAAUGGCUAAAGAAAGCCCUUCAGGAAGUGAAGAUGGGAUGACAUAUCCAAUUGUUAUAAGGAAUACAAAGGGAGAGGAGGUUCGGUGUCAGUACGUUGUGACAUGUGCAGGACUUUACUCAGACCGAAUUUCAGAGUUGAGUGGCUGCAAUCCUGAUCCUCAAAUUGUACCGUUCCGGGGAGAUUACCUUGUCUUGAAGCCAGAAAAACGCUAUCUUGUGAAAGGAAACAUUUAUCCGGUUCCAGAUAGCCGGUUUCCUUUCCUGGGAGUUCACUUCACACCGAGGAUGGAUGGCAGUGUUUGGCUAGGGCCCAAUGCAGUGCUGGCCUUUAAGCGAGAGGGCUACAGACCCUUUGACUUCAGUGCCAGAGAUGUUAUGGAUGUCAUUGUCAAGAGAGGUCCAGCUGGAGUACGAGCCCAAGCCCUGGACAGAGGUGGAAAUCUGGUGGAAGACUUUGUGUUUGAUGGAGGUAUUGGGGACAUUGGAAAUCGCAUUCUUCAUGUGAGAAAUGCACCUUCCCCUGCUGCCACUUCUUCCCUGGCAAUUUCUGGAAUGAUUGCAGAUGAAGUGCAACAGAGAUUUAAAUUGUAAAUAGUGGAGGGAGCUAGGUAUGCAUUUUAAUAUCCACAUUCAGCAACAAGAAUGUACUAAUUGCAUUCUUUAAUUUUAAGAAAAAUGCUUUGAAAAUAUCAAUUUUAGGUAUCUCAUUUAGAUGACCACUGAAUAUUAAAAUGAUGUAACAUAGAAAUAAUAACUUUUUAAAGUCCAUGCUCUUUCACGUUGUGAAUAAAGAGGAAAGGUACAGUUGUGUCUGUCCUGAAUCCCUGACUGUUAAAGACCUGUUCUUGCCAACAGUGAUCUAGAGAUUUGGCUCUUGUAGAAUUUCUGGGAACAAUGGCAUAAAAAACUGAUUAUUCCCUUAACUUUUUGGCUUUAUAAUAUCUAAGCUUUUUUGUCUCUCCUAAAAAAGAAAAUAUAGUAUUUGUAGAUUGCAAACCUUUUAAUUUUGAAGAGUCAGAAAAGCUCACGUUAUUUAGAGCAACAAUAUUUGUAUUUGGGAAUUUAAAAUUCUUGAUUUUAAGAAAAUACAUGAAAUCUACUGUUUUUAAGUAGUUUGAAUAAGAUUCUAUCUUGGCUAUAAUAUUUGUAAGAAAUAACUUUGCAAAAGAAACAUAAGCCUUUGUGAUUCCCAGCCUCUCUGUAACUGACUUGGUGUGGAGCCAUCACUAAAUCUAAGCAGCAUUUGACUAAGAGUGGUUGUUGCCCACUCUUCAGUCUUCUAUGGCUGAGAAACUAAAAGAACUUACAACUGAUAGGUUUUUAUGAGAACAGUUUUCGAGUCCUAACACUGGUAUACAGAACUCUGUAAUUUUAAAAAUUAUUUACCUCAUAUUUCUGUUCUUCAGUUACACCAAGGUUCUCAGAUGUUAGCAGAGAUCACUAAUGAUUCAUGCCUACUUGUUUUUUCAGGGAUCUUAUAAACUUUUUAUGAGGAUAUUUCUUCAUUUUUGGGAAAUACCUAACUUUGAGGCAUUCACUUUUGUAAACCGCAAAGGUGCCUUAACAUUCAUGUGUACUUCAUGAAUAUUUUACACUGUUGCCCAGUGCCAUCUUGUGUACUGUACAUAUGUAUGUGGUAUCUGUUGAAAUGAUUCUUGCAAUUCAGAAAGUUGGAAAAUAGAAAUAUAAAUGAAAAUAUGGCAGUCUACUGAUUGGGGACACCUUUAUUACAGAACCACCUCUUAGGUGAGACAUUUUCAUCCAUGCCCUCACACAUGCUCUCUCAGGAUCAGUCUUCCACUCUUCAUUUUUUUCCUUCCUCUUCUCUCUCCAAAGCUGUGUGAUGGAUGAGUUAGAAGGAUGUGCAUUUUGGUUGAUAGGAAAAACUUUUCUGUUUCGUUCCUUGUCUCUUCACUCCAAGCCUUGGUGAUUACACUGAUUGAGCUACCUCAUCCAUUAAUUUGAAAGGCUACCCAUCAUCAGCUCACAUUCAAGAAGCAGCACAGCCCAGGUAAAUGGACGAGGCACAUAGUCAACACUUGGGAUGAGCAUGCUGG